Molecule: messenger RNA, 3373 nt
Organism: Oryctolagus cuniculus (rabbit)
Lineage: Eukaryota; Metazoa; Chordata; Mammalia; Lagomorpha; Leporidae
Gene: TMED7
Product: transmembrane p24 trafficking protein 7
Source: RefSeq, marked validated
AUGCCGCGGCCUGGGUCCGCGCCGCGCCGCUGGGGCUGCCGGCUGCCGGCGCCGCCGCCGCUGCUGCUGCUGCCGCUGCUGCUGCUGCUGGUGCCGGGGCCCGGCGGCGCCUCGGAGAUCACCUUCGAGCUGCCGGACAACGCCAAGCAGUGCUUCUACGAGGACAUCGCCCAGGGCACCAAGUGCACCCUGGAGUUCCAGGUGAUCACCGGCGGGCACUACGAUGUGGACUGCCGCCUGGAGGACCCCGACGGCAAAGUGCUGUACAAGGAGAUGAAGAAGCAGUACGACAGCUUCACCUUCACGGCCUCCAGAAACGGGACGUACAAAUUCUGCUUCAGCAACGAGUUUUCCACCUUCACACACAAAACCGUGUAUUUCGAUUUCCAAGUGGGAGAAGACCCACCUCUGUUUCCUAGUGAGAACCGAGUCAGUGCGCUUACCCAGAUGGAGUCUGCCUGUGUCUCAAUCCAUGAAGCCCUGAAGUCUGUCAUCGACUAUCAGACUCACUUCCGUUUGAGAGAAGCCCAAGGCCGAAGCCGAGCGGAGGAUCUAAAUACGAGAGUGGCCUACUGGUCGGUGGGAGAAGCCCUCAUUCUUCUGGUGGUUAGCAUAGGGCAGGUGUUUCUUCUGAAAAGCUUUUUCUCGGAUAAGAGGACCACCACGACGCGGGUCGGAUCCUAACCACGCCUGGGCGCCGUGGGUGGUCCUCUCGGCUAGGUACUGCAGAACUCAAGGGGCAGGGUUCUCGAACUCCAUCACACACUUGUUGGGAGGGAUUGCGAUGCGUAUCCCCACGCUGUGGGAAGGACACCUUCUUUUAUCUGUAAAGGUGGGAAAACUCUGGAACUUACUUUGGGCUUUUCAUUUUAAAUAUUGAACACCAAUGAUCAACUUUCUUCUUGGUUGUUUAUAUCUGCUCUUCACACACUAAACUUUGGUAUUUUGAUUCCUUUUAAUCAUUUAAAAGUAUUUUUCUUAUAGGUAGUUGGUAUUUUAAAAAAACCUGAGGUUUAAUGUCUACACGUGUUAGGGAGGAAGAAAGCUGCCUUUUAUGUUUAUAGUGAAUAAAGUUUUGUUUUUAAGAAAACCACAUGUGAUUAACUAUAGCCCAAGCUAUAUCCUGUAUCGUUUAAUUUUAUGGGGGGAAAAAUCUACCAUGGAAAUGUUAGUUACUAUUGGUGCAACUUUUAAUUGAUACAUCAUGGUAUAAUUUAUUUCUCAUUAGCUUGGAAAAUGUCAGAUUUUGUUUUUUGAGUUUAUUCUAUGAUUUAUAACCAUAUGCUGUGUUUUUUUUUCUUCAUGAGGGCACUCUAGCCACACAGAAAACAGUAUGUUUCGGUAGCAAAAUUUACACAGGCCUAAAAAAAAAAAAAUCAGACACUUGUAACAGGUGACGUGGAUAGAGGAUGAUUGAAGACAUCACAGUGGGAGCAAGUGAAGUAGGAAAGUCUUCAGUGAGUUUUCUGCACUCUCUGCGUUUCCAGUACUUUCACAAGGAAAAAGGUGGUCUGUUUAAUUUCUGACAUUUGAAGAAGCCGGUUCUUGCCCUUCCACGACUUUGAUCCCAGCUGACACCGACAGCUGUGUGUGUCAGGGAAGUGCUGUCCUUUGUACCCUCGUGGCUGUGAUGCACUGAGAAGUUAAUUUCUUUUAUUGUUUGUUUUUGUCUUGCACAUUUUAUUUCUGUAAUGUCCGGUUAGCAACCCUGAAGUGAUUUUAAAAUUUAGGAUGCUGUGUGUGUUUCCUGUUUGAUAAUCUUUACUGAAUGAGAAUUAAAUAGUCUGUAUUCCACAUACUGUUAGUAGACUCCGUUGGUAUCUUACAAAGUGUAUGAAUUGAGCUGAUUGAAAUAAGAUUUUUGUUCCAAGUAUUCUAGAAUAGAAUACAAGAUGAUGCAAAAUUAUAUAUAUGUAAAGCUUUUCUACUGAUUUAAAAAAAAAGAUGUUAACAACUGUUUUUGUGCCUCCCUUCUCCACCCAAAGGUGAUAAGUACUAGCCAGACUGUCUCUACAGUGACUGAUACAUGAUACCGCAGAACACUGAUUGGAUAGCUAUUCUAGUCACAGAACCAUCCUGCUGACUGGAACUUAACUCUUACCUCUGAGCUGUCUUAAAAUGCAUAUAUACACUUCUGCAUGUAAGAGCAAAACAAAUUCAAGUUGUCUUGCCUGCUGAUUUCAGAUGCCACAGCAUAGCAAAGCGUGAACCUGUUUUCAGUUUUGAUUUUAGGAUUUUCGAAGACCAAAUAGCUACUCUUAAACAACAUUUGUCAGUGAGUUUAGAAGUAAAGUUUAAGAUUUUCCAGGUUUACCUAUCUAGGUUCUUGUACUGGAGUUAUCCUGCAGCUUCAUAAGUGUCCCUUUAUAUUUAGCCUUGAAGGUUUUCAGCACUAAUGUUCGUGUGGCUGAUCAGCACGGACGUGUGCGUCAGGUGUGCUGGUCUGUGCCCUUGUGUUUAGAUAAUUGCACCAUGACUACACAGUCAGAUGUAGGUCUUGCCAGGUUGGGCUUAGGUAGUGCCCUCGUUUAUUUGUGCCUCUUAACACUGAUGAUAUUAGACUAUCACCACAAGUCAUUUUUGGUGAAACUGUUGAGGUGUAUUAAAGUUCUUGAAAUCACCAUUGUUAACCUGCUUUAGAAAAUGAUGUGAGCUUAGUCUGGUCCCUUUGUAACUCACCAAGUUUGAUGGCUGUCUGUACUCAAUUGAGUAUGUCUGUAUAAAUCAGAAAGUACAUAUCCAUCCAGACAAAAAUGCUAAACAGCCGGGUUUUUUUUUCUCCAACUAUAUAAUUCGUAGCUCAUCUUUUUUCUUUAAUUCUUUCGUAACUUGUUGCAGCAGUUUGAAUUUCCCAAAUAAUUGUUUGGAUCUAAUGGCUCAGAAUGUGUAUUUGAACAUCAUAGUUGUAUAUAUUUUUAAACUAGAAUAAAUAAUGGCCGUGGCUUGGUAUAUACAAGUUCAUAUUAAAAUUUCAGCUGUGUGAAGAUAUAUUUUAAGAUAUUACUUUGUUAGUACUCUAAGCAUUUCUUUUUUUCUAUUAAAGAAACAAAUGGUUUGUGGGUCAAAAGUUUCAUCUAGGGCUUGAUGUUAAUCAACCUGAGAAAUACAGUGGACUGAAGAGCAAUUUUAUUUGAAAGAUGACACACCUCUGUUCUAUCUGUGUUUUGUUUUGGUUUGUACAUGUGUAACAUUUAUAGUUAAAUAGGACAAAGCGAACCCUAUGACUAUUGUUUUCAAAAAUUAAACAAGUUAAUAUAUAAAUAAUUCAAAAGGUUUUUCAUUUACUUUUGAAAAGAAAAAAUUUCUCUAAAUCAACAGCUGGUUCUGCAGAAUUGCACCAAUUUCUUGUAGAAUAAAAAAUCCUUUAAGAAAA